AUUUUCUUUGCAAGAUGUGGCAACCCUGCAGGCUUGUGUAGGCUCAAUACCUUCGACCUUGGUCUAUAAGAUGCUUCUAGUCCAAGCGGAACAUCGAUGCAACUGCCCAGUCGUGAGUUGUUCUGUAAUAACAUGUUUGUGUGUCUCAUCAUGGAAAUGGAACCGCAUUAUAUUGUGCAAUGGUAUGACGUUUCUUUUUGUGUUAAAUUGACUGAAAAAGCGAUGACAACUUACAGUAAGCUUCAGAAGGCUUUUGGAGAGGUGGUUAUGUCAAGAGCUCAAGUUUUUCGGUGGCAAAAAAUGUUUAGUGAUGCCAGAACGAAUGUUGAAGAUGAAGACCACAGUGGACGACCAUCAACCUCACGGACGGAUGUCAACUUGGCCAGGGUGCGUGAACUCAUACGAUCUGAUCGAAGAUUGUCCUUGAAACUGAUUGCAGAACAACAGAACAUCAAUCGAGAAAUGGUUCGUCUAGUCAUAACUGAAGAUCUUGGCAUGAGAAAGAUUUGUGCAAAAAUCACGAUAGUGCGCCAUCCCAUACUGCUCUGCCAGUACAGCAAUUUUUAACCUCAAAACCAAUUUCAGUACUACCAUAGCCACCUUAUUCAUCAGCUAUCGCUCCAUGCGACUUUUUUUCUGUUUCCAAGAGUAAAAACAUCGUUCAAGGGACACUGUUUUCAAACAACACAAGAUGUCCAAAAAGCUGUGACGAGGGUCUUGAAGGAUAUUACAGAAGAUGAGUUCCAGCAAUGUUAUCAUCAACAGCAGAAGUGCCGGAAAAAGUGCGUGCAAUCAGAAGGGAACUACUUUGAAGGAGACAACACUAAACUUGAUUAAAAAGGAUGACCUUCCUAGAGUACGUCAAGAACUGGAAGCGUUGAAGAGGCUUUCACAUCAUCACAUAUGUAAACUGUAUGAAGUUAUUGAAACUGAUACUCAUAUAUUCAUGGUAAUAGAGUACUGUGCUGGUGGUGAACUGUUUGAUCACAUUGUGGAACGCAACAGGCUGACUGAGGCAGCGGCUCGCUCUUUCUUCAGGCAGAUAAUCUCAGCUGUCGCGUACCUGCACGAGCAGGGGUAUGCGCACAGAGAUCUAAAGCCUGAAAAUAUAUUACUUGACAAGAAUCAGAACUUGAAACUGAUUGAUUUUGGACUCUGUGCCAAGCCAGCAGGAGGCCUGGAGUCACACCUCUUAACAUCCUGUGGAUCUCCAACAUAUGCAGCACCAGAACUGAUUCUGGGCAAGCAGUACCUAGGCUCUGAAGUUGAUAUCUGGAGUAUGGGUGUGCUGCUUUACGCAUUGCUGUGUGGAUUUCUACCAUUUGAUGACGAGACUAUUGACAGCCUUUAUAAGAAGAUAUUGUCAGGACGAUACCAUGAACCAGAAUGGCUGUCAAGGAACAGCAAAGACCUAAUUAAAUCAAUGUUACAAUUAGACCCAAAGCAAAGAAUCACAAUUAAAGAGCUCCAGAAUCAUCCUUGGGUUUUGACUGGCUAUGGAGAACCUGUUGUCUCAGAAAGUCUCAUUGAUUUUCAUGAAAUGGAUCGCACGUGUGUUGGCAUUAUGGCCCAUUACCAUGGAAUAACGUGGGAAGAAAUGUGGUCGUCACUGAGUAAGUGGCCUUAUGACUACAAUACUUCCACUUAUCUUCUCCUUCUUGCAAAGAAGAAACGUGGUUCUCCUGUAAGGUUAUCUCGUCCAACAUACCGUGUUAAGGGUUGUGACGAUAGACUCCAAGGAAUGGAAGAUUCACCUGUCAGAAUUCCAAAAACAGCAAAUGCGAGGCUGAAAGAGACAUAUGUGGUUGUUGCAAACGAAGAGAGAACAGCUGAGAAGUUGACAGCAAAAUCUCUUCGAAAGAAAGCUGCCAAUCCUGAUCGAGCUGUGUGUGAUGGAAAAGAAAAUAGCAGUGGUUUCUCGGAGCCUGUUGCUCCAACACCACAACGGAGAGCCCACAAGAGGUACUGGAGCCCAGGACUGCAAGAACCUCCUUCUCCUGUUCCAAAGAAGAUGACACCUGGGUCUGAAAGGGAGAGCCAAGAUUCUACCAUCCACUGCAAUUUACACCCCGGAGGCGGCGGCGAGGCCGGCGAGGAGGCGGGUGCGGGCAGCGGCGGCAGCAGCAGCAGCAGCGCGUCGACGCCGUGCGCCACGACGCCGCGGUGCGCGCGCAAGGUGCUGGGCGGGCUGGAGCGCAGCCUGCAGCGCAUGCGGGACGUGGUGACGCCGCGCAGGGCGCGGGGCCGCGGCAGGCCCUGCCUGCUCGCCGCCAAGAAUGUGUGUAACGUGUCGACGAUGACGUGCAACGACCCGGAGCGCGUGCGCAGUGAGCUUCUGCGCAUGCUCGUCGACAGAGGCUUCGACUGCAAGCAGAAGGGGUGGGUGGUGCGCGCCAAGCAGCCGCGGCUGUCCUUCGAGCUGGAGGUGUGCCUGGUGGCGCCCUCUGCAGACGCGGAGCACGUGGUCGCCGUGCGGCGCAAGCGCCUCCGCGGCGACGCCUGGAGCUACAAGCGCGUCUGCGAGCAGGUGCUCGCCCUGGGCGACGGCUAGCGCCGGGUGUCGUGAAGUCUAGUCUUCCCAGACACUUCCUAAAUGUUGCCUACAUCACUGUAGCUGAGAGUUCAGAGACGCCCCUGUAAAUUUUACGUAGUAGUUUCUAAUUCAUCAGUUACUGUCAGCUCUAAACCUGUCUACGGCAGACUUAUCACAAGUCUUCCAGGUUUUAAUAACACGGAAAUGAUAUCUUCGAGCUCCAGUGAUUCACUCUGCGAGUUUCAGAAAUUUUUUUGAUAUUUUAAUUGUUUAAAUAUUUUCAUGACUGCUGCACUUUUAAAUAUUUCCAGUCCUCUGUAUUUAUCCAUGUCAUAUAUAUUCCAUUAUUUCCCUUAAACGGGUCCUCAUAUUUUUAUACAAUUUAUGUAUCUACCUGCUUUUGUUGCUAAACUUCCCUUUUUUUGGUUUUGUUUAUGUAUUAUGUAACCUUUGUGCAAGCAGAUUCAGAAACCUCUACUCUCGGUUUAAUACAAGCAUGUGGUCCAUCUUAAUAUACUUCCUGUUACAGUCUUGUUCUAAUAUGGACCUCGUACUGAGGCAUACUCGCAAGCCUGUAUAAAACGUCUUAAAUUCGUACUUCCUCUGAACGUUAUUUAUGUAACAAUAUCACAUUUUGCAGCUUAAAAUUUGACAUGGUGCUGUAUAACGCAGCUAAGUAUGUUUUUGAUCUGGUAUUGAGAUUGCUAUAGGGCCAGUUUUAUUUUUAAUGGCUCGGUUUUCUCAUGACGUGGCUAUUCUAAAGACAGGUGUUGCGAAAAGGUUUGUAAACGAAUCGCUAUCAGUAUUUCUCAGCAAUUUUAUCAGAAAUUCUUUGUAAUUUUUUCCUUCUUGGUACAGAAUAUAUAUUUUUAUUCUUUUGGUGUGUCAUAGUGUUAAUAAAUAGUAUUAUAUAUUCAUAGAUUUAUAUAUUUAGUUUGUAAAUGGAUUUGGAUGUGAGAUAUUUCUAAUCUGUGUCACAUGUUCUAAACAAAGACGCUAACGUUACUUUCUGUUCCUAAUAAAAUUUCAUACUGCUGUGA
Messenger RNA from Schistocerca gregaria, 3573 nucleotides. Its product is annotated as maternal embryonic leucine zipper kinase-like. Bases 737 to 2551 code for a protein of 604 amino acids. Gene Ontology annotation, molecular function: protein serine/threonine kinase activity; tau-protein kinase activity; ATP binding. Gene Ontology annotation, cellular component: cytoplasm. Gene Ontology annotation, biological process: protein phosphorylation; microtubule cytoskeleton organization; intracellular signal transduction. Lineage: Eukaryota; Metazoa; Arthropoda; Insecta; Orthoptera; Acrididae. The record is from RefSeq and is a predicted model, not a curated record. The transcript is spliced from 12 exons.